GUUAACCAACCUUAUACAGUCAGCAGCCAAAAUGAGGGCCAAACGUUCGAAGAAGUAUCGCAAGCUCAUGCACCAAUAUGAGUUGACAUUUGGUUUCCGUGAGCCCUACCAGGUCCUUGUCGACUCCAAUUUCCUGCGUGCGGUACAUUCAUUCAAGAUGGACCUAAUCCCAGCGCUGGAACGUACCCUCCAGGGCAAAGUCAAGCCAUUAUUGACAAAAUGCUCUCUGGCUGCAAUCAUGGCCUCUCAACCCCUACACCCGCGCACUAACAACCCCAUCCGCCCCGAACACCUCCCACCCCCAACCACGCUCCCCCUCCGCCAUUGCUCGCACAACCAAGACUCCACCCCAAUCGAUGAAACAAGCUGUCUCCUCUCCCUCCUCUCCCCGACAACAGACGUCAAACGAAACAAGGAGCACUACACCCUUGCGACCUCCGACCCGCCAGCCCCGAAACAGUCCAACUCCCAAGCACCGGGGAAGAAGCGAAAGCGUGACCCAGCUGCCGAGGAAGCGUUUGAGGCGCUCAAGCGCGCCCAGAUGCUUCGCCGUGGAGCACGGUCUAUCCCGGGUGUGCCAAUUGUGUAUGUUAAGCGCUCGGUGAUGAUCUUGGAACCGAUGAGCUCGCCAUCAGAGGGUAUAAGGGAAGGUGUGGAGCAGGAUAAGUUCCGGGUUGGGUUGAAUCAGAAGCGGGGCGAGGAGAAGGAUAAGAGCCAGGGAGACCAGAGUGAGAAGACAAAGAAGAAGGACCCAAGGAAGGCCAAGGCGCCGAAUCCGUUGAGUAUGAAGAAGCCGAAGAAGAGGGCGAAUGAGAAUGCAGAGGCUGCGUCUGGUUUGAAGAAGGAGAGAGUCAGAGAUGACCUGGAGGAGAGGGAUGCGGCUGAGGGGUCAGGGGAGGAUGGAGAUGCUGCGCCCAAGGCUAAGAGGCGACGACGCCAUCAUAAGAGUGUGAAGCCAACCGAGUCCGCAGAUGCGCCGGGGGAGAGUGAAGCGGUGGUAGCAGCAGUGGACUCGGCAGAUGACUGAAUGCCUUCUUCCGUCUAGAGUGAUUUCUUUUUAUCGUUCUUCUACCGUUUUACUUAUUAUGUACGGCGUUUGGGGGGACAAAAAUAGGUCCAUUAUAAAGUACAAGUAGCAACAAUGUAUAUGCAUUUUCCGAAG
Aspergillus ochraceoroseus IBT 24754 is the source of this 1162-nucleotide messenger RNA. Its product is annotated as rRNA-binding ribosome biosynthesis protein UTP23. The transcript is spliced from 3 exons. Bases 32 to 1027 code for a protein of 331 amino acids. Gene Ontology annotation, molecular function: small ribosomal subunit rRNA binding. The record is from RefSeq and is a predicted model, not a curated record. NCBI's taxonomy places the organism in Eukaryota, Fungi, Ascomycota, Eurotiomycetes, Eurotiales, Aspergillaceae. Gene Ontology annotation, cellular component: nucleolus; small-subunit processome.